This is a messenger RNA of Tachysurus fulvidraco (yellow catfish), 3473 nucleotides long. It is a transcript of the gene cul4a, whose product is annotated as cullin 4A. Lineage: Eukaryota; Metazoa; Chordata; Actinopteri; Siluriformes; Bagridae. The transcript has 20 exons. Gene Ontology annotation, cellular component: Cul4A-RING E3 ubiquitin ligase complex. Gene Ontology annotation, molecular function: ubiquitin protein ligase binding. Gene Ontology annotation, biological process: DNA damage response; protein ubiquitination; ubiquitin-dependent protein catabolic process. Bases 380 to 2641 code for a protein of 753 amino acids. The record is from RefSeq and is a predicted model, not a curated record.
GACCUGGCAACCCUGAUAUAAGAGCCAUUUUGUUGUAGUGUUUGAGGGAAAAUUAGCCAGUUAACGAUGAACAUUGUGCCCUGUUUACUAGACACUGUGUGGUCUCUCUAUCAGAUAUUAAGCCAAAACGCUACAUAAGGUGUAAACGUAUGUGUCGGGCGAAAGGUUUUUGUUAUUUACACUGUUUACAUGUUUGUUUUUACGCAUUAGCAGCCGUGCUAACUCGGCUAGCCGGCUAACUUCAGCUGUAGUUCCUCUCGGGUUCAACUUUGUCAGUAAACGCGUUUCACGUUAUACACACGUCGAGGUGUUUGAACCGAAGAAGGCGUCGUUUUCAGCGAUAAAACACAACAGUGCGAGUUUAAAAAAAAACAAGUAAAUGAUGGCAGAAGAGUCUCGACACAAGAGCGCGAGUUUCUCAGCUCUGGUGGAAAACAGCAACGGAGUCACUAAAACACCGACCUCUAAAUCAGGCACCUCGAAGAAACUGGUGAUUAAAAACUUCAAAGACAGACCCAAGCUUACAGAAACCUACACAGAAGACACAUGGCUGAAGUUGCGCGAUGCUGUGGGUGCGAUCCAGAACAGCACAUCAAUCAAAUACAACCUGGAGGAGCUUUAUCAGGCAGUGGAAAACCUUUGCUCUUACAAAGUCUCGCCCAUGUUGUACAAACAACUCCGACAAGUGUGUGAAGAUCACGUGCGAGCGCAGAUCCACCAGUUUAGGGAAGACUCUCUGGACAGUCUGUCUUUUCUGAAGAGGAUGAACAGAUGCUGGCAAGACCAUUGCAGACAAACAAUCAUGAUCCGUAGUAUUUUCCUCUUUCUGGAUCGCACAUACGUCCUCCAGAAUUCCCUCCUCCCCUCCAUAUGGGACACGGGGCUGGAGCUGUUUCGCACACACAUCGUGGGCGACAGCGCAGUCCAGAGUCGUACAGUAGAAGGAAUUUUGGAGCAGAUCGAACGAGAGAGGAACGGAGAGACGGUGGAUCGGAGUCUCCUGCGCAGCUUAUUAGGCAUGCUGUCAGACCUGCAGGUGUAUAAGGAGUCUUUCGAAAACAGGUUUCUGAUUGAGACGGAUCGCUUGUAUGCAGCCGAGGGUCAGAGGCUGAUGUUAGAAAGAGAUGUUCCCGAAUACCUUCACCACGUAGCACGACGACUAGAGGAGGAGAUCGAUCGUGUCAUCAGUUACCUGGAUCAGAGCACUCAGAAGCCAUUGAUCUCCGCAGUAGAGAAGCAGCUUUUGGGCGAACACAUGACUGCCAUUUUACAGAAAGGUCUCAACACGCUGUUGGAUGAGAACCGUGUGACUGAGCUGACUCUGCUGUACCAGCUAUUCAGCAAAGUGAAGGGAGGCCUGUCAGUAUUACUGCAGUUCUGGAGAGAGUACAUCAAGAGCUUUGGCGGCGAGAUCGUCGGCUCUCCCGAAAAAGACAAGGACAUGGUGCAGGAACUGCUGGACUUUAAGGACAAAAUGGACAACGUGGCGCACGGCUGCUUCCAGAGGAACGAGGGCUUCAUCAAUGCCAUGAAGGAAGCCUUCGAGAGCUUCAUUAACAAGAGACCCAACAAACCAGCAGAGCUUAUUGCCAAAUACGUCGACUCCAAACUACGCGCCGGUAACAAAGAGGCCACAGAAGAGGAGCUGGAGAGAAUCCUCGACAAGAUCAUGAUUAUCUUCCGCUUUAUCCACGGUAAAGAUGUGUUUGAAGCAUUCUACAAAAAGGACCUAGCGAAGCGCUUACUGGUGGGAAAAAGCGCCUCUGUGGAUGCUGAGAAAUCCAUGCUGUCCAAACUCAAACAUGAGUGCGGUGCAGCGUUCACCAGCAAGCUCGAGGGCAUGUUCAAAGAUAUGGAACUCUCCAAAGACAUCAUGAUCCAGUUCAAACAGUACAUGCAGAAUCAGAGUGAACCCAGCAACAUCGAUCUGACGGUCAACGUCCUCACCAUGGGCUACUGGCCCACCUACACCCCCAUGGAUGUCCAUCUGCCCUCGGAGAUGGUAAAGCUGCAGGAGGUGUUCAAAACAUUCUAUCUCGGAAAGCACAGCGGGAGAAAGCUUCAGUGGCAGCCCACGCUCGGCCAUGCGGUGCUUAAAGCCGAGUUUAAAGAGGGAAAAAAGGAGCUGCAGGUUUCUUUAUUCCAGACACUUGUUCUGCUCAUGUUUAAUGAAGGGGAGGAUUUUACCCUGGAGGAGAUCCAAACAGCUACAGGAAUAGAGAAGAGUGAGCUCGGACGCACGCUGCAGUCCCUGGCAUGUGGGAAAGCUCGAGUAUUAAAUAAAAAUCCCAGAGGGAAAGAAGUGGAGGACGGAGACCGCUUCAACUUCAAUAACGACUUCAGACACAAACUGUUUCGCAUCAAAAUCAACCAGAUUCAGAUGAAGGAGACGGUAGAGGAGCAGGUGAGCACCACAGAGCGUGUCUUCCAGGACAGGCAGUACCAGAUAGACGCUGCAGUGGUGAGGAUCAUGAAGAUGAGGAAGACACUGAGCCACAACCUGCUGGUAUCAGAACUCUACAACCAGCUCAAGUUCCCUGUGAAGCCAGGUGACCUGAAGAAGCGCAUCGAGUCCCUGAUUGACCGAGACUACAUGGAGAGAGACAAAGAGAGCCCUAACCAGUAUCAUUAUGUUGCCUGAGAUCCAGUCUGGAGGCACAGGCACAGCCACUGAUCUGAGAUCUGCCCUUUACCUGGGCUGCGUGCCCAAGGACAGCCUGUAACCCACCCUUCGAGGACCCUGAAUAUGCCCACCAGUAGAGUGACCAGGGUUGGCAUGGGGCCUUAUUGUACUGUACAGCGGUGGGGUUACGUUGUGUGACGUUAGGAGGAUCACACUAGAAGAAUGAUCAGCUGAUGAUUUCCACAAAAAGCACUUUGUUUUCCUCUUACUUUUCAUUUUAUUUUGUUGUUUUUUUGUUUUGUUUUUGCUUUUUGUGGUCAGUCUUCACUUUGGACAUCUUUCACAUGCGCUAAUAGUUUAUGGUCAUAGUUCUUUUUUUUUAAGCUGUUCUGACUGCUGACAUGUCAGAGGUCGCUAGAGAAUGAGGAGUGUGUUGAGGUUCUGUGGUAACAUCAGGGUUUUUGAGAAUUUUCACUCAGGCAAUGGAAAUGUUGAUUAAAAUAAAAGUUAAAAAAAACAACAAAAAAACAAGAAUUUUAUUUCCAAAAGCUUCACUAACCGAUAAAUACUGCAGGAUUGGGUUUUAUGAUGUUCUCUAGGUUUCACACACUGAAAAAGAGUGAUAAAAUGUAUGCUUUUUUUUUUUUAAGACUCAACAAAGCACAUUAGUAUGUAUGCGUGUAUGUGUGUUGUGUGGAUAUGUGUGCUAUUUUUUUUUUCUUCUUUUCCUCCUUCUAAUUCACUACUAAACUUAAUCUGACCAACAUCUCUGGCUCCUCAGUUUGUAGAAUAUGAGGCUGUAUUUUUUGUAAAUGCAGACUGACUUCGAUUAAACUAUGUUUAAUUUGAA